Saccharomycopsis crataegensis is the source of this 5343-nucleotide messenger RNA. RefSeq names its product cohesin-loading factor complex subunit SCC2 (gene SCC2). Lineage: Eukaryota; Fungi; Ascomycota; Saccharomycetes; Ascoideales; Saccharomycopsidaceae. Bases 1 to 5343 code for a protein of 1780 amino acids. Gene Ontology annotation, biological process: regulation of gene expression; replication-born double-strand break repair via sister chromatid exchange; establishment of protein localization to chromatin. The transcript is spliced from 2 exons. The record is from RefSeq and is a predicted model, not a curated record. Gene Ontology annotation, molecular function: chromatin binding. Gene Ontology annotation, cellular component: Scc2-Scc4 cohesin loading complex.
AUGAGGAAGAAGGAGAUCCCCACUUCACAGGAGGAAGCGUUUGGCUUCACUCCUCUCAAGUACCUCAUUCCUUCUCAAGAUGUUUCGACUCUCAGCUCCUCCUAUAAUAUCCACCUACAAGACAUUUCAGUCGCCAACCCUAGCACCAAGAUCAGUACUCUCGCACAAGUCUGGUCGAGUUUAGCCACAAAGGAUACCUACUUGGAACCAAUUGUUACUUACAUGAAAGAACUAGUUCAAGCAGAAUCUUCCACUAGCUAUGAAAAAUUGAACUUCAAAGGCGUAUUCGCUGUUGGCGAGCCUCAAGAACCCUCAUCUCACAUUAAUAAUGAUAAACCCAACACAGACCUUAAAUUGCAUUCUGAAUCCUACAUAGGUGAACAGCUCCUAGAUACUAUAUUUAACAUUCCUGUCAGCGAGAAUACCGCAAGUGAAACUAAAAAUCCUUCCAAAUCCACAAUAUCUCAAGAGCCAUCCGAAGCCACCAUGUCCCUGCCAUUGUCCCCUAUUAAGGACUUAUCGUCUCUCGACAUGUUCUACGAAGCGCCAUCAUUAAAGAAACGCAAAAUCACCGAGGAAUCUAAAAAAGAAGUUGUCAUGAAUACUUCUGACAACAUUGAAACCUCUCAUAAAGUCUACAUUGAUCCGAAUGAGUUACAAUUACUGUCAAUAAACCAAUUGAUUGGUCUAAUUAACUCCAUUGGUCUUGAUGACGCCAUCACUUCGUCAAGUUUGAGCAGAUUUUUCGUAUCUGCGGAUCCUACUAAAAACACAUCGACGUGCUUCACUGAUGGUGAUGCCACCUACGUUUUGAAUAAUGAACUUUUAUCCAAUAUUGAAGAUUUGCUAAAUAGGAUAUUUAGUGAAGAUAUGGUGAAAUCAGAUGACUUGCACGGCAGCGCUCAUCAGAAUAACGUGCUUGAUAGUAGAUAUUUGUCGAGAAUUGAGGCCCUAUGUGCGAUUUCCAUAAAACAUGGGUUAACAAUUCAAUUUGACGAAUCAUUUCGUCAAAUUUUUUCUGGCCAUUUAUCUAAUGAUACCCUUAAUUCCCUAAGUUUGGUUAGAAAUGCUCUACGAUCAUGCUCGGUUAUCCUCAUCAUUUUUCUUUCUGGAAGAAAAGAACAAAUGUUAUAUUUAGAAGACUACUUGGCGCCAUUAAUUGAAUUUGUAGCAAAUUUCACGGAGGAAUUUUUGUUGCCAUUGCUAAGUGGGUUUAAUGAGAUUCAAAUAUUCGAUUCUAAAAUAUUUGAUAAAUUGAAAAAUGAAUUGUUCAGCCCUGUCAAUUUACUCAUUCAAGCAUUGAAAAAAAUCGAUAAGUACACCAAUUUAGAAGCACCAAAAAAUAAUAGCAAACUGCAAAGUACACACAUACACUCCAGAUUAAAUGAAUAUUUGCUUACAAAAUUGGAGUAUCUUUGCAUUCAAAUGCUUUUUUUCGAUCAAAAAUUAUCUGCGGUUAAUAAGUCAGCAUCAUCGAAAAUUUUAUCUGAAAACACGAUCCAGGUUCUUAAGAAUACAGGCAUGGAUAUUUUGGUAUCAAUAUUCCGAAAGUAUCAAAGUCAAAGGUCUUUCAUUCUUGAAGAAAUUCUCAAUAACUUCAAUAUUCAAACCCUUGGAAACACAAAGCAUAACGCUCUGAGACAAUUCAAACUUAAUCAAAGGGGUCUAAAUGUUCAGCUGUUUACAAUUCUCGUACUUCGCUUGGUUCAGGCCUAUGACUUGGCUAACUAUACAUUCUCUAUCCCAAUUUGGAAAAAUUUCUUGUUUAAAUCUUCAUAUUAUGAAACAUUUCAAACUUCAAUUUUCAUUACCGAUCCCAAGACCGGGAAAAUUAAAAUAUCAUCAAAGGAGAAAUCAAAAUUGUAUCAAGAAAUAUCCAAUUUUCAAAAAUUUAUGGAGAACGAACGGAAUUCUCUCAAUACAGUAUGCGGCCAAAUUGCUUCAUUCAUGAUUAUUAAAUUAUCAGACAACCCGGACGCUGCCCAUAAAACAUUGGUUGAAAACUUCCUUGAAGACUUACUUUCUCUUAUUUCUUUGCCUGAAUGGGCCGGUGCUGAAACAUUGGUCCUAGCAAUAAUGAAUAUUUUGAUGUAUGUAUUCACAUCUGGCAAAUAUGCUGCGACAGUGGAGACUUUUGCUCUAGAAAUGAUUGGGCUUAUUGGCUGCAAGAUAUUGGCUUUAAAGAAAAAGAUCAAAAACAUUGAAGAGAACCACGAUAGUAGGAAAUUAAUGCUAUCAGUGUCAAUGAGUGUUAGUGGCUUCCAAGAUUUGGUCGAUAGAAAUGAGUCCUGUUUGAGUUACUUGAAAUAUCUAUCCAGCAUCAACAAAUUCUUCGAACCUAAUUUUCGAUUCUUUGUAUUUAAAUGGUUACAGUCAGUGGAAUAUUUGAAGCUAGAAUUUGUGGAGAAUGCAUUAAAGGAUGAAGAAAAUGAUAAUGGUGAAACUGCUGUCACAAAGGAAGAUGACUUAUUGAAGGAACUCACUAUAAUAAAGAAGCAGCGAAACAUCGAAAAGAAGUUGAACUCAAACUCUGCAUUGUACCGAAAGGUUGAAGGCGUUUUUUUGAAGUAUAUUUCCCAUAUCAAUGAUAAGAGUCUUGAUUUUAUAACUGAUGCAGACCUUAAAUCUGAAGAUUCUUCAAAUAAUACAUCGCUUGCUAAUUAUAAUCAUGUUCUAGCCUCACAAAACUUAAUGAACCUAUACGAUGCUUUCCUCAGUUUGGUUCUAAAUUCAUUGAACCAUUCCAAGGUCAAAUCUCGUACUAGGGCCAUCAAGAAUCUUUCCUUAGUUGUUAAACGUGACGCAACUAUUCUUGAUAAUUCAUCUUUGAGGAAGGUGUUGCUAGGGCGACUAAAUGAUCAAUCGCCGCUAGUGAGGGAUGCUAUAAUUGAUUUGAUUUGUCAGUACAUUAUUAACAGUAAACCAAAUAGCAACGAGGUUCCUGAUUCACCUGAAAAUAAUUCCCCUGCUAUAAAACAUGACUUUCAGCGAGCAGUAAUUGAAAGAAUAAAUGAUCCCUCCGCUGCAGUGCAGCGCCGUAUUUUGAAACUUAUAAACCUGGUUUACACUGACACUGAAUACAAAGAGCUCAAAGUCUUGAUCGCUACUAAUUUGCUAAGGGCCAUGCACCAUGAAGAUGCUCUGAUAAUUGAUAUGGCUGCUAAAAACUUGAUUGAUAUCUGGUUCACAGUGAUUCAAAAAGAAUUGGCAAAAAAGGCCACUAAUGAUUUCAUUGUCACUGACCUAGUUCUUGAUGGAGCGGAUAUUAUCACUAGUGCUAUCCACAAAAGUGAUAAGGUCUGGUCCCUAUUUGAAGAAUUUGCUCGCCAAUUCGUGCUAUUUAAUGGAGAGAAAGGUACCCAGCACAGAAGAAAAAUUAGCUUCUCAUUAAAGCAUGACGAAAUAAUGGAAAUCCUUCAAGUGUACAUCGAGAAAUUGAUUGAUUACGCUAUUAAGCAUACAGAUGAUCCAAAACAUGGUGACAAGGUGGAGCGAUUUAUCGGUUUGUUGGCAGUAUUAAGUAAAUGCAGCGGGUCAUUGAUCUCUCAAGACCAAUUAAUGUUACUACUGCCUUAUUUAAAUGAUGAUAAUUCCACCACUAGUGCCAUUUGUUAUCACGCUUUACAAAUUUUCAAGAACGCAUUGCCCCAAGCUACCUCUUUACGUCCUCAGUUCAUAAAAGAUUCGCAAUUGUCAUUGCUUAAAAGAUUGACCAAAUUUAAUGUUCGUGAGUUGAAUGAAGCUAUGCCUUGUAUUUGGGCGUUGUCUAUUAUGGACAAAGAUACCUCCAAGUUGGCUAACGCAUGUAUCUCCUGUCUUAAGCUAAUCAAACCAUUUGUGGAUAAGAUUCAACGCUCCCAAUUAAGUGCCACAGAACCGAAAUUGUUGAGGCUUUUAUAUUUGAUUGGAUCAUUUGGAAGGUACUGCAACUUUGAGAAAAAUCGCGAUUUAUUUGCUCUGGCUAAAAUUGGACUCAAGGAUGGGGAAAGUAUAACAAGUGUUAUAACCAAGUACAUUCUCUCUUUUUGCAAGGAGCUGGCAAGUAACCAAAUCCGCCGAGUUGCUAUCAGAAAUUUGAUUUCUGUAUGUAGUAAUCAUGCAAAGCUUUUUAUUUCUGAAUCUGUCCUAAAAAUCAUUGAUCGUGAAUUCGCCAAACCUGAUGAAACCAACCUUGAUGUUAAAGAAGUGAUUGUUCAAGGGAUCACCGAUUUCUUGAUACAAGAAGAAGAAAAUGCAAUCAAAAAGGCUGGACUUGGAAUUAGCACGUCCAGCGAUAUCAAACUUGAUGUGAAUGUUUUUCACGGUACUUAUUCAUCUAAAGAGAAUGAUGGAAUUUGUGCUCCCAUAGUCCAAAGAUACUUGGAGAAAGUAUUGGCCUUAUGUUUGCUUCAAUAUCAAAACACUUAUAUCUUUGUGAACUUUCUUGAACAAACAGUAAAGCAAGGUUUUGCAAACCCAAGGCUUGUUAUCACCACUAUCAUUGCUCUUGAGUUCUCUGGUAGUAACUUCAUCCGACGCUUGGCUCAUGAAAUGCAUCGGAAUCUUCACAACAAACAUGAGACUUUGGUUGAAAGUCGAUAUAUUGAAGGACUUAAACUAUCAUUUUCAAGGCACUCAAGCAAAUACCCAAAUGCCGUGGAUGUCAAUGCUUUUAAGGAAUUUUAUCAAAUCUUGUGCACCUCCAGAGCUUCUAAGAAGAAAUUUCUAAUAUCAUUGAGUAAAUCUUUCAACACUAUAGAUGUGAUAAAAAAUGAUGUGGGGUAUUGUGAGAAAUAUAAGAACUACGUGGAGUCCGUUGUGGCAAGACUAGGGAAAGUGGAGUUGAGUACACUAGAAGAAUAUUAUCUUGUUUGUCAAUCCAUUAAUAAGCAUUUGUUAAAACAUGCAGCUACUUUACAAGAUCAGUUUGAACUUCUUUCGUCUCCAGAACAAGAGAAUGAGGAAAUUAUCGACUCAAAACACCAACAGAAAAUCCUAAAUAAUAGUGAAUUGGAAAAUUGGAAAAAGCUUGCUUACGUAUCCCAGGCAUUUAUAUGCCUUUACAAAUACAAAAGCUUUAUAUGUGAACAAUAUCGAAUUCUGAGCUCCAAAUUGAGAGACUUUAAUCCUCAUAGAGUUGAGAAGGACCUUCUGAUGCCAUUGGCCAUUGGGAAUAGAAAAAAUUUGAGAAUUGAACCUUUGUGUAAUUUGUCAGAUCCCAAUGCCUAUGGGGAGUGCAAAAAUGUGUGCUCUACAUUCAUUGAUUUAUUUUUCAACAAACCUUUCAAGACUAGCUUCGUGGAAGAGGAAGUAAAGGAAGGAGCUGAGUACUUAUCAGAGGAAGAAGGUAGUGAUUGUGAUUAA